UAACAGGAAGUAGCCGUUACCAUGGAAAUGCGAUGCUUCCAAACAGCUCCAUGCGCUGUUCGGCGACGGGACCCGGGAAUGUGACAGCGCUGUACAGUCGCAGCCAAUACAGUAAAUGAAAACACGACAAGAAACUCCAGACAAAAUCACAAUGGAGGAGACUCCAGUCAAAGUGGCUUUGAGGGUCCGACCUCUGCUGUCCAGGGAGAUCCUUCACAAUCACCAAGUGUGUGUCCGGCUCGUCCCAAACACCCAGCAGGUCAUCGUCGGGAAGGAUCGGGUUUUCACCUUUGACUUUGUGUUUGGCAAGAGCUCCUCCCAGGACGACGUCUACAGGUCGAGCAUCAAACCACUUCUGGGGUCAUUAAUGGAAGGGUACAACGCCACUGUGUUUGCCUACGGGCAGACCGGCUCCGGCAAGACUUACACUAUUGGAGGAGGAAAUGUCGCUUCCGUUGCAGAUGAGGAAAAGGGCAUCAUUCCCCGUGCCAUCCAGGAACUGUUCCAGUGCAUCGCAGAACGCCAUAAUGUUGAAUUCAGCGUUAGAGUGUCGUACAUUGAAGUGUACAAGGAGGAGCUGCUGGAUCUGCUGGAGCUGGAAACCAACAUGAAGGAUCUACACAUUAGGGAGGAUGAGAAAGGGAACACCGUCAUCGUUGGUGCCAAAGAAUGUCAAGUGGAAAAUGCUGAUGAAGUCAUGAGCUUAUUAGCAGCAGGCAGCGCAGCGCGCCAUACAGGCAGCACGCAAAUGAACGAGAGAUCCAGCCGCUCCCACGCCAUCUUCACCAUCACUAUAUGCCAACAAAGUUCUCAACACGGAGACGACGCUGGCACAAACUCCAUCCAGACAAUCACUUCCAAGUUUCACUUUGUUGAUCUGGCAGGCUCAGAAAGAGUGACCAAAACUGGGAACACUGGGGAAAGGUUUAAGGAAUCGAUCCAGAUAAAUAGUGGUUUACUUGCCCUUGGAAACGUGAUAAGUGCACUUGGUGACCCGAAAAGAAAAAGUGCACAUAUUCCUUAUAGGGAUGCCAAAAUCACUCGUAUACUAAAGGACUCCUUAGGUGGAAAUGCCAAAACAGUAAUGAUUACUUGUAUCAGCCCUUCGUCUUCUGACUUAGAUGAAUCACUAAACUCUCUGAAAUACGCCAACCGAGCCAGAAACAUUAAAAACAAACCAGUUGUAAAUUACAAUCCUGACUGGGAUAGGAUGGAUGAAAUGGAGCUGGAGAUCAAGGUUCUAAGAGAAGCUCUGCAAAACCAGCAGAGCAGUAGGGUCAGUCGUACCAGCCAGGUGUCCCAAGACUGGAGCCAAGGAAAAGACAAGAUUCGUUCACUAGAAGAAAAAGUCGCUCAACUCCAGCUGGAAUGUUUCAACCAACGGCAUUGCACCGAGGAAGCAUUCUCAUUGUUCCUUGAUCUAAAGGAUAUUUCUGGCUUACCCCAAUCUGAGAAGAACAGAGUGCAGGACUGGCUUCACUUGGCAGAGGGCCUGAGGAGUCCGGUGGCAGCAGAUGCCGAGGGCAGUAGCAGAGAAGAGCCACAUCAUGUCACCAUCUUGCAGCUGAAGAGGGAACUGAAGAAAUGUCAGGAUGCCCUAGCAACAGAUGAAGAGGUUUUCGCUAGGAAGAAGCUGGAACUGAAAGGGUUACAAGAGCAAAUUCAGUCGCUACAGCAAGAAACCGAAGAAUAUCAGAAGUGCCUGCAAGAGGCAGAAUAUACUAAGACUUUGCAGACUGAAAAACUGGUGGAACAGCAGCUCCUUAUUGAUGAAUUGAAGUCAAAGAAGCCGGAAAUCUACAGGCAGUUUUCGCAGGAAAAUGAAGAUGAAGAGGAACUUCCAAGGGAAAUAUCCCAAAGGCCACACACUGUGCCCCCCAGCACCCACACCCAGAAACUCUCGUCCAGUUCAUUGCAGGCUGCAGGGCAGGCAGAGCCAAGGAAGGUACGAACAAGCCCCCCUUCCUAUUCCCUAGAAAGAAUGGUAGCGGGAUUCCGGACUCGCAGCCAGAUGCUCCUGGAGCUCAUAGAGGAGCAGGAUGAAGUUCUGCAUGAGAAGUUCUCAGACCAAAGUGAAGAAGAACCUGAUGAGCCAGAGAAAGAAAACAGAAAGAAAUCACCAUUUAGGCGGUCUAUCAAUCGGACAUGGACACGACGACAAGGCUCUGCCGGUGCGGAAACACUUAACUCCAACUCAGACAGAGAGAAUGACGCAAACUCUAAUGCUUGUCCAGCUCUGGAAUCCCUGCGAGAAAGUCAGGUGCUGAAUGUGGAGAAACUGAAAACCUCAGACGUUCGCCUCGCUGAUGCCAAGCAGAAGAUGAGAGAAUUAACAAUAAACAUCAAAAUGAAGGAAGAACUCAUUAAAGAGCUGAUUAAAACAGGUAACGAUGCCCAAUCAGUGAACAGGCAGUAUUCCCUGAAGAUAGCCCAUCUGGAAGGAGAAGCAGAGCAGGCCAAGUCAGAGCUGUCUGAAGCACAAAGGCAACUGCAGGAGUUGGAGAACAAGGAAUUAAGGGACGUGGCGCACAAAACGAAACUGCAGAGAGAUUUCCGUAAGAAAAUGGAAGAAGCAAAAUUAAAAAUGCAGGCAGUGCAAACCAAACAACAGGACACCAGGAAGCUCGCCUCCCUCUCCGUCAGGAACGAAAAGCGCGUGAGAGAACUGGAAGUGAAUGUGGAGCAGAUGCGCCAACAGCAAGCCCAACUGCAGCGAAAGCUCAAAGCCGAAACUGAGAUGAAGCGCAAAUUAGAGGGCACCAUUCAAAAGGAGCAAGAACGGAUCAAAGAGCUGCAGCUCAAGACCGAGCAGCAGAACAAGAUAUUGAGGAUGAAAAAUGAAGAGAUUGCUGCAAUUAGAAGACGAAAGAGCAUUCCCAGUGUCUCUGAUAACCUCCAACUUAAACUGGAAGAACAGACCAAGUGGCUUGAUGAAGAGGUUGAAAAGGUACUGAAAGAAAGGCAAGCACUCGCCGAGCUGGAAGAGGAUUUAAGGAAAAGGGAAGAAAGCGUCACAAAGAUGGAGGCGCUCUUGCAAGAAAAAAGCCACCUGGAGAUGAAGAAGCUUCGAUCGAGCCAGGCUAUAACCAGUGACGUGCUAAAGCUGUCCAAUCGCUUGAAUGUUGUGGAGAAUGAGCUCAUGGAUAAAAGCCAAUUCCUGCAGAACGACGCUAGUGAUGAGCACAGGAAGGCAUCUGAGGAGGUCAAAGAGCUGCAGAAGGAACGGGACGGUCUACUAAAGAGAAGAGAUAGCCUGGACGAGAAGCUGAGAAAUGGCAGCGUUCUCUCCCCAGAGGAAGAGCACACACUGUUCCAGCUGGAGGAGGGGAUAGAAGCCUUGGAAGCUGCGAUUGAAUAUAAGAACGAAUACAUUCAGAACAGACAGAAGGUUCUGAAAGACUCCUCUCAGAUUCUCACCCAAAGUGAAGCCAACAUCAUUGAAAAGUUUAGCUCUCUCUCGCCUUCAGAAACCCAAUCCAUCCUUGUCCGAUACUUCAACAAGGUCGUGAGUCUUCGUGAAGCAGAGCGGAAACUGCAGCUGCAUUCGGCGGAACUGGCCAUGAAAGUGACAGAGAAAGAGAACAUGUUACGAGAGCUGGAAUCCUCCCUGGAACAUCUCAUGCUUCAGAAUGAUCGAAGGCUGACCCAACAGCAGAAGGAGCACGAGCAAAAGCUACAGCUCCUCUUACAGCACUUUAAGGAUAACGACAAUGAAGCAGUUCCAGAAAGCAUCAAGGCUUACGAGGCAAAGGUGGCCGAGCUGGAGAAGGAGCUGUUCUUUUAUAAGAAAACCAGCCGGGAGCUGAAAAAGAGGCUAAAAGAGCUGCUUGGGGAACCCAAAGUGGCGGUUUUGAAAAGCAAUAACACUGCUGGAGUCUUGGAUGAACCGGGUUCCCCGGCAGCCAAAGAAUUGAAGUGGACCCCCCAGCUGGAAAGCAACAAAGCUGCCGGAAAAGCAAGAGAGUCCCAACAUCCCGACCUUCAGCGCAAUCCUUACAGAGCCGCAGGGGAUAUUCCCGAAGGUGACCCUACCUCCAGCUUCCCCAGGCUUCCCUCUAGAAGCCAUAUCUCCAGAAGGGCCAGCUCAGAAGACGAGGAGCCGGGACAUAUUCCCACCCAGUCCAUAUCAAAGAUGGAACCGAGCAAAAGUCUUUGUGUCACUCCGGUGAAAAUAUCCCGAAGGGAACUGCGGCAGAUCUCUGCGUCCCACCUAUCGACCCGCCGCUCCAGCCUCACCAGCACCCCCGCCGACUCCAUUGAAGUAGCAAGGACUGGAAAAGACUUUAAAGCUCAGUAAGAUUUCAUUACUGAUAAGACUGGCACUUACAGAUGGUUAAACAUAUAUAUAUUCCUAUAUAAACCCAGAUUAGCAAACCGCACUGGGGACUUGCCAUGUGCUACCUACUAACUGUUUCCAAGACUCUGACUUCUGUACUUCGCAUUUAAAGAACUAACAGACUAACGUUGCCUUGAUAUUUAAUAUCCUUGGUAAAGACUGGCCCUGAAAUCACCGUAUGCUCUUAUGCCCACCCCCAUACAUUUCCCAUUGGUGUUAGAGGAGAAAACUGAUGAUCUUAAAGGAACAGUAACACCAAAAAGAGGAAAGGGUAUCAAAGUAAUUACAGUAUAAUGUACUGCUGCC
Messenger RNA from Xenopus tropicalis (tropical clawed frog), 4642 nucleotides. RefSeq names its product kinesin family member 27 (gene kif27). The record is from RefSeq and is a predicted model, not a curated record. Gene Ontology annotation, molecular function: cytoskeletal motor activity; microtubule motor activity; nucleotide binding. Gene Ontology annotation, biological process: microtubule-based movement. Gene Ontology annotation, cellular component: cytoskeleton; cilium. NCBI's taxonomy places the organism in Eukaryota, Metazoa, Chordata, Amphibia, Anura, Pipidae. Bases 116 to 4297 code for a protein of 1393 amino acids. The transcript has 18 exons.